Messenger RNA from Pseudoliparis swirei, 1843 nucleotides. RefSeq names its product tubulin alpha chain-like. The record is from RefSeq and is a predicted model, not a curated record. Gene Ontology annotation, molecular function: structural constituent of cytoskeleton; GTP binding. Gene Ontology annotation, biological process: microtubule cytoskeleton organization; mitotic cell cycle. NCBI's taxonomy places the organism in Eukaryota, Metazoa, Chordata, Actinopteri, Perciformes, Liparidae. The transcript is spliced from 4 exons. Bases 16 to 1371 code for a protein of 451 amino acids. Gene Ontology annotation, cellular component: microtubule; cytoplasm.
GAAAAUAAUAAAAAAAUGCGUGAGUGUAUCUCCAUCCACGUCGGUCAGGCUGGUGUCCAGAUUGGCAAUGCCUGCUGGGAACUUUACUGCCUGGAACAUGGGAUCCAGCCGGACGGACAGAUGCCCAGUGACAAGACCGUCGGGGGAGGAGACGAUUCAUUCAACACCUUCUUCAGUGAGACUGGAGCCGGAAAGCACGUCCCCAGAGCCGUGUUUGUGGAUCUGGAGCCCACUGUCAUCGAUGAGGUGCGCAGUGGUAUUUACCGCCAGCUGUUCCACCCUGAGCAGCUGAUCACUGGUAAGGAGGAUGCUGCCAACAAUUACGCCCGUGGACACUACACCAUCGGCAAGGAGGUCAUCGACAUCGUGCUGGACAGGAUCCGCAAACUGUCGGACCAGUGCACCGGCCUUCAGGGCUUCCUGAUUUUCCACAGCUUUGGCGGUGGCACCGGCUCUGGCUUCACCUCUCUGCUGAUGGAGCGUCUGUCUGUCGACUACGGCAAGAAGUCCAAGCUGGAGUUCUCCAUCUACCCAGCUCCCCAGGUGUCCACCGCUGUGGUGGAGCCCUACAACGCCAUCCUGACCACCCACACCACCCUGGAGCACUCCGACUGUUCCUUCAUGGUCGAUAACGAGGCCAUCUUCGAUAUCUGCCGGAGGAACCUCGAUGUUGAGCGUCCAUCUUACAGCAACCUGAACAGGUUGAUCAGUCAGAUUGUGUCCUCCAUCACCGCUUCCCUUCGGUUCGAUGGCGCCCUCAAUGUUGAUCUGACAGAGUUCCAGACCAACUUGGUGCCAUAUCCCCGUAUCCACUUCCCUCUGGCCACCUAUGCCCCCGUCAUCUCUGCUGAGAAAGCUUAUCAUGAGCAGCUCUCAGUGUCAGAAAUCACCAACUCCUGCUUUGAACCAGCCAAUCAGAUGGUCAAAUGUGACCCCCGCCACGGUAAAUACAUGGCCUGCUGCCUUUUGUAUCGUGGUGAUGUGGUGCCCAAAGAUGUAAAUGCUGCUAUUGCCAACAUUAAAACCAAGCGCUCCAUCCAGUUUGUGGACUGGUGCCCCACUGGUUUCAAGGUUGGCAUCAACUACCAGCCGCCCACUGUAGUUCCUGGUGGAGACCUGGCCAAGGUCCAGAGGGCUGUGUGCAUGCUGAGCAACACCACUGCUAUUGCAGAGGCCUGGGCUCGACUUGACCACAAGUUUGAUCUGAUGUACGCUAAGCGUGCCUUUGUCCACUGGUAUGUGGGUGAAGGUAUGGAGGAGGGAGAGUUCUCUGAGGCCAGAGAGGACAUGGCAGCUCUGGAGAAGGAUUACGAGGAGGUUGGAGUCGACUCUGUUGAAGGAGAGGGAGAGGAAGAGGGAGAGGAAUAUUAAAAGGGACAAUAAGGCACAAGUUAAAACAGGAACAAGUUUAUUGCAAUGCUUUCUUGAAUGCAUUACCAUUUUGGCUCUGUUCUAAAUGAAUGUUUGUCUUUUCAUAAAUUGAAUAUGUAUCCGAUGUCAUAAAGUUGGAGGAUUGGAUUCAAGAGGCUGUGUCAUAUCUUAAGAUGUUUGUUGACAUCAUUAGUUUCAUCAUUAAAUGUAUAAAGGUGAAUAAAAGUGACACAAAACUGCAAAACGGUUCAGAGCAAAGUUUAUUGGGAAAACAUUAAAGUCUGUUUAUUCCAAAUUAAAGUAUACACUUUUACUACCAAACAUAUAGGUACAAAAGAUCAGAGUAUGUCUUUAGUAUAUUUUUUUGGAUAGAAAACCCAAAUAUUACAUAUACAGGACUGUCUCAGAAAAUUAGAAUAUUGUGAUAAAGUUCUUUAUUUUCUGUAAUGCAAUUAAAAAAACAAAAAUGUCA